Solanum dulcamara is the source of this 810-nucleotide messenger RNA. RefSeq names its product receptor-like protein 42. Lineage: Eukaryota; Viridiplantae; Streptophyta; Magnoliopsida; Solanales; Solanaceae. Gene Ontology annotation, molecular function: protein binding. The record is from RefSeq and is a predicted model, not a curated record. The coding region runs from base 1 to 810 and encodes 269 amino acids. The transcript is spliced from 2 exons.
AUGAAGAUCCUAUUCUGGCACAGUGCAGGGAUGCAACCCUUUAGAAGGAAAAGACUCCAUUCGAGCUGGGAAGGCAUGAUGAAGAGCAGCAAUCCAGAGCUACGACACCAGUACUUGCAAGUUGAAUUCAUCGGCUAUGGCAUCUACUAUCGAAAUAGAGUAACUUUAACUCUCAAAGGUCAAGCGAUGGAGAUUGAGAAUAUUCUUAAAGUUUUUACAUCCAUCGAUUUCUCCUUCAACAACUUUCAAGAAGAGAUACCAGAGGUAUUGGGAGAUCUCAAAUUGCUGUACCUUCUUAACUUCUCACACAAUGCAUUGACAGGAAGGAUACCAAAGGCCCUUGGAAAGUUGACUCAGCUUGGAUCCUUAGAUCUUUCGGUAAACAAAUUAAGUGGGAGAAUUCCAGACGAGCUUCCAAGUCUCACAUUUCUUGCUUUCUUGAACCUAUCUUUCAAUCAACUUUCCAGUACGAUUCUAAGAGGCAACCAACUUCAGACAUUCUCAGCAAAUUCCUUUGAAGGGAACUCAGGGCUGUGCGAUUUUCCUUUAAAGAAAACCUGCAGUGGCACCACAGGGGCUGGAUCAUCACAAUUUCCUAGCAGACAUUCUGAACAUGAAACAGUAGAUGGGAAAUAUAUAAGUUUUGCCUUGAGAUCUUCUGUGGCCUUUGGCAUCGUAACCUGGCUGCUUUUGCUUAGCCAAAAAUAUAAUGAGCUUAUCGAUAGACUUCUUUUCAGAAUAUUGGGUCAGCAAAAAAAGAGUGGCAGGAAUAAAAACCAGAGAAGGUCAAGGCGUGUCGUUAGUGUUUGA